This is a messenger RNA of Phodopus roborovskii (desert hamster), 5337 nucleotides long. RefSeq names its product GLI family zinc finger 3 (gene Gli3). Lineage: Eukaryota; Metazoa; Chordata; Mammalia; Rodentia; Cricetidae. Gene Ontology annotation, molecular function: DNA-binding transcription factor activity, RNA polymerase II-specific; RNA polymerase II cis-regulatory region sequence-specific DNA binding. The transcript is spliced from 15 exons. The coding region runs from base 306 to 5054 and encodes 1582 amino acids. Gene Ontology annotation, biological process: smoothened signaling pathway; regulation of transcription by RNA polymerase II. Gene Ontology annotation, cellular component: nucleus. The record is from RefSeq and is a predicted model, not a curated record.
GAUCAGAUUACAGGAUCCCUGAAACUGAUGCGCGGGCUGCAGCGGCGGGAGGGAGCGGACCGGGCCGCGCCGCCGGCGCCCGCACACUCGCCCGCCCGCCCGCCGCUCCCCGCCGCGUCCGCUCGCUCCGCUGCCCGCCUGCGCUACACCAUGCCCGCCACGGCAGCACAGUGCGGCCAGCCGGGCCAUCCACGGUAGCCCGAGCCGCCCGCCACUCUGCCCGGCGCGGGUCUGGAUUUGGGACCUGACAGCCACAGCCGCAGGCAUUCCUUUGAGAAAAAAAGCUGAAGGAAUGAGAAGACAUUAUGGAGGCCCAGUCCCACAGCUCCACAACCACCGAGAGGAAGAAAGCUGAGAAUUCCAUCGGGAAAUGUUCCACAAGAACAGAUGUCAGUGAGAAGGCCGUGGCCUCCAGUACCACUUCGAAUGAGGAUGAAAGUCCUGGACAGAUCUAUCACCGAGAGAGAAGAAACGCAAUCACUAUGCAGCCUCAGAGUGUGCAGGGGCUCAGCAAAAUCAGUGAGGAGCCCUCAACAUCUAGUGAUGAGAGGGCCUCAUUGAUCAAGAAGGAGAUCCAUGGAUCUCUACCACAUCUGGCGGAGCCCUCACUCCCUUAUCGUGGGACUGUGUUUGCCAUGGACCCACGGAAUGGUUACAUGGAACCUCACUACCACCCUCCUCAUCUUUUCCCUGCCUUCCAUCCUCCUGUACCAAUUGAUGCCAGACAUCAUGAGGGCCGUUACCAUUAUGAUCCAUCUCCUAUUCCUCCAUUACAUGUGCCUUCUGCCUUAUCUAGUAGCCCGACGUAUCCAGACCUGCCCUUCAUUAGGAUCUCCCCACACCGUAACCCCACUGCAGCUUCAGAGUCCCCCUUCAGCCCCCCACAUCCUUACAUCAACCCGUAUAUGGACUACAUCCGCUCGUUGCACAGCAGCCCAUCCCUCUCCAUGAUCUCAGCUGCCCGAGGGCUGAGCCCUACAGAUGCCCCCCAUGCUGGAGUCAGCCCUGCAGAAUACUAUCACCAAAUGGCCCUGCUGACAGGCCAGCGAAGCCCCUAUGCAGACAUCCUUCCCUCAGCUGCCACCGCUGGUGCAGGGGCCAUCCACAUGGAGUACCUUCAUGCCAUGGAUAGCGCCAGAUUUCCUAGCCCCAGGCUGUCAGCUAGGCCCAGCCGAAAACGCACACUGUCCAUAUCACCACUGUCAGAUCAUAGCUUCGACCUUCAGACCAUGAUAAGAACAUCUCCUAACUCCCUGGUCACAAUUCUCAAUAACUCCCGUAGCAGCUCUUCAGCAAGUGGUUCCUAUGGGCACUUAUCGGCAAGUGCAAUCAGCCCUGCUUUGAGCUUCACCUACCCCUCUGCCCCUGUGUCUCUCCAUAUGCAUCAACAGAUCCUAAGCCGACAGCAAAGCUUGGGCUCAGCAUUUGGACACAGUCCUCCACUCAUCCACCCUGCUCCAACAUUUCCAACACAGAGACCUAUCCCUGGGAUCCCGACAGUUCUCAAUCCUGUCCAGGUCAGCUCUGGCCCUUCUGAGUCCUCACAGAACAAGCCCACGAGUGAGUCUGCAGUGAGCAGCACAGGUGAUCCUAUGCAUAAUAAACGGUCCAAGAUCAAACCCGAUGAAGACCUACCCAGCCCAGGGCCCCGGGGACAGCAGGAACAGCCUGAAGGAACAACCCUAGUCAAGGAGGAAGGGGACAAAGAUGAAAGCAAGCAGGAGCCUGAAGUCAUCUAUGAGACAAACUGCCACUGGGAAGGCUGCACAAGAGAGUUCGACACCCAGGAUCAGCUUGUGCAUCAUAUCAAUAAUGAUCACAUUCAUGGAGAAAAGAAGGAGUUUGUGUGCCGCUGGCUUGAUUGUUCAAGAGAACAGAAACCCUUCAAAGCCCAGUACAUGUUGGUAGUGCACAUGAGAAGACAUACUGGCGAGAAGCCUCACAAAUGCACCUUUGAAGGUUGCACAAAAGCCUACUCAAGACUAGAAAACCUGAAAACGCACUUGAGAUCUCACACUGGAGAGAAGCCAUACGUCUGUGAGCAUGAGGGCUGCAACAAGGCUUUCUCCAAUGCUUCAGAUCGGGCCAAGCACCAAAACAGAACACAUUCCAAUGAGAAACCAUAUGUAUGCAAAAUCCCUGGCUGCACCAAACGUUACACAGACCCCAGCUCUCUCCGGAAACAUGUGAAGACUGUGCAUGGUCCUGAGGCUCAUGUCACCAAGAAGCAGCGUGGGGACAUGCACCCUCGGCCUCCGCCCCCAAGGGACUCUGGCAGCCACUCACAGUCCAGGUCCCCCGGCAGGCCAACUCAGGGAGCCUUUGCUGAACAGAAGGAGUUGAGCAACACUACCUCAAAGCGGGAAGAAUGCCUCCAGGUGAAGACAGUCAAGGCUGAGAAGCCCAUGACAUCUCAGCCAAGCCCUGGUGGUCAGUCUUCAUGCAGCAGCCAACAGUCCCCCAUCAGCAACUAUUCCAACAGUGGGCUCGAGCUUCCUCUGACUGAUGGAGGUAGUGUAGCAGACCUCAGUGCCAUCGAUGAAACCCCAAUCAUGGACUCAACCAUUUCCACGGCAACCACAGCCCUUGCUUUGCAAGCCAGGAGAAAUCCGGCAGGGACCAAAUGGAUGGAGCACAUCAAACUUGAAAGGCUAAAACAAGUGAAUGGAAUGUUUCCAAGACUGAACCCUAUUCUACCCUCCAAAGCCCCUGCAGUGCCUCCUCUUAUAGGAAAUGGCACACAGUCCAAUAACAACUAUAGUUCAGGUGGGCCCGGGACGCUUCUCCCGAGCAAAAGUGACCUGUCUGGUGUAGACUUCACUGUGCUGAACACACUCAACAGGAGGGACAGCAGCACCAGCACCAUCAGCUCUGCCUACCUGAGUAGCCGCAGAUCCUCGGGCAUCUCCCCCUGCUUUUCCAGCCGCAGGUCCAGUGAGGCAUCCCAGGCUGAAGGGCGAACCCAGAAUGUGAGUGUGGCUGACUCCUAUGACCCUAUCUCCACAGAUGCCUCACGGAGGUCCAGUGAGGCCAGCCAGGGUGAUGGGCUGCCCAGUCUACUCAGCCUCACACCUGUGCAACAAUACCGCCUCAAGGCCAAGUAUGCUGCUGCCACCGGUGGUCCACCACCUACACCCUUGCCCCACAUGGAAAGGAUGAGCCUGAAGACAAGAAUGGCCUUGCUUGGGGAGGGCAGGGACUCAGGGGUGACCCUGCCUCCUGUUCAUCCUCCUCGGAGGUGCAGUGAUGGAGGAGGUCACACAUACAGCCGGCGUCACCUGCUGCCUCAUGAUACACUAGCAAACAGUGUGAGGAGAGCCAGCGACCCUGUGAGGACAGUCUCUGAGAACAUGUCACUUCCCAGGGUUCAACGCUUCAGUAGCCUCAACAGCUUCAAUCCUCCAAGUUUGCCUCCAUCGGUGGAAAAGCGUAGCUUAGUGCUACAAAAUUACACCCGGCCAGAGAGCAGCCAGCAGCCCCGAUACUUCCAAGCAUCCCCUUGUCCUCCCAGCAUCACAGAGAAUGUUGCCCUGGAGGCCCUGACCAUGGAUGCUGAUGCCAACUUGAAUGAUGAAGAUUUCCUGCCAGAUGAUGUGGUACAGUAUUUAAAUUCCCAGAACCAAACAGGGUAUGGACAAUUACAGAAUGCCAUCUCUGAAGAUAGCAAAGUAGCCCAUGGGCCAGAGGACUUGGACCUACCAGGGCUGCCAGACAGUAAUGUUGGCCAGCAGUACCCAGCUCUGGAGCAGCCCUGCUCUGAAGGCCGCAAAACCGAUUUGCCCAUCCAGUGGAAUGAAGUCAGUUCUGGAAGUUCUGACCUGUCAUCCUCCAAGCUGAAAUGUGGUCAGCGCCCUGCCGUACAGCAGGCUCGAGCCUUCGGGUUGUACAACAAUAUGGUGGUACACCCACAGAAUCCAUGGAAAGUUGGGACUGGUUCCACUGGAGGAUAUCAGACCCUUGGGGAGAAUGGCAGUACCUACAGUGGCCCAGAGCACUUUGUCAUCCACAGUGGGGAUGGACCUGGCUCAAAUGGAAGUGCUUUCCAUGAACAACCCUAUAAGACCCAGCAGUAUGGGAGCCAGCUCAACAGGCAGCCACUGACUUCCAGUGCUCUUGACAAUGCCUGUGUUGCUGGAAUUCAAGGGUCCAAGCUGAAAGGCAAUACUGUGCAAGAUAAUGGGGGUUUGCUAGAUUUUGGGCUGUCCACAGCACCAAAUGAAUUAGCUGGCAACACAGUGAAUGGCAUACAAACCCAAGAUCAAAUGGGACAGGGAUACAUUGCUCAUCAGCUACUCAGCGGCAGCAUGCAAAACCAGGGUACCAGCCGCCCUGGUCAACAGAUACUAGGGCAGGUCGGUGCUACCUCACACAUCAACAUCUAUCAAGGGACAGAGAGCUGCCUGCCAGGGACUCAGGAUAACAGCAACCAGCCAUCGAGCAUGGCAGUUGUUAGGGGCUACCAGCCCUGUGCCAGCUACGGAGCCAGCAGGCGCCAGGCGAUGCCACGGGGCAGCCUCACUCUGCAACAAGGACAGCUCAGCGAUGUGAAUCAGACGAGCAGAGUGAACAGCAUCAAGAUGGAGGCACAAGGGCAGUCCCAGCAGCUCUGCUCUAAUGUGGAGAAUUACUCUGGUCAGUUCUAUGACCAAACCGUGGGCUUCAGUCAACAAGACAGGAAAGCCGGUUCCUUUUCCCUUUCGGAUGCCAGCUGCCUGCUCCAAGGGGAUGGCACUGAAAACUCUGAGUUACUUUCCCCAGGUGCUAACCAAGUGACAAGCACAGUUGACAGCUUUGAGAGUCAUGACCUAGAAGGUGUGCAGAUUGAUUUUGAUGCCAUCAUAGAUGAUGGGGACCAUACCAGCCUGAUGUCAGGGGCCUUGAGCCCAAGUAUCAUUCAGAACCUUUCCCAUAGCUCCUCCCGCCUCACCACACCACGGGCAUCCCUCCCAUUCCCCCCCAUGUCCAUGAGCACCACCAACAUGGCUAUCGGAGAUAUGAGUUCUUUGCUGACCUCCCUUGCAGAAGAAAGCAAGUUCCUUGCAGUUAUGCAGUAGGCAAGGAGGACCACAAGUAGAGGUAAAACUUUAGGACUUGAAAGAUUGAAUUGACUCUGGACUCCCCCCCCCCAAGUUCUGUAUGUAUUUUAGCAAUCUCAUCUCACCUGACUGGGAUGUGUCUCAAGUAUAUUCCUUUUAUGGAAAAGGACUCUGAAAAAACCCUAAGGUAUUCUAGGGGAGAAACUGUCUUCCAUUUCAGUUCUGAAUCAGUAUUGUGACAUUCAAAUCGCCCUCUUGUGUUAACCUGUAAGCCUGCCCUCUUUUGAGUAAAUGUGUGAUG